AUGAAUAUAAACACCGUUUUUUAUUAUACAUUAGCCAUUUCUUAUGCUGUAACAGAUUAUCCACUAGAAGUUAUGAAAGUGACUGAAAGUUUAGAUAAAAUCAGUAAUCUUAAUGAUAAAGUUAUUCAUAAUGUUGACAGGAUACAUAAUCCAGAAAAAUGUUCUUUAUCAUCUACUUCAUCUCAAAUAAAACUCAAUGUUACUGUAGAAAAGUCCAUGUUUCAGUCAGCUUUAGGUGGAAUUGUAUCAUGCAUUGGAGGUGCAGUUGGCACAGGGAAUAUUUGGCGAUUUCCUCGUGUUUUAGCAUCUAACAGUUAUUCUGGUGGUGCAUUAACCUUCUAUUUAAUAUGGAUAACAAUUUUAUUCCUUUGGUCUAUACCAAUUUUGAUUGUGGAAUAUUCACUUGGCAGAUUUACAAGAAAUUCUGUUCCAAUAGCAUUUUGUAAAUUUUUCGGACCAAAAUUCUUUUGGUUAGGAGGAUGGAUGGUUUCUGUUGUUUUCCUUCUGAGCUGUUAUUAUCCUGUAGUACUUGGAUGGUGUAUCUAUUAUUUUUAUAUGUCUUGCUCACAUUCUUCGUUACCAGAAACAGAAGAAGCUGGUCUAUUAAUUUUCAGCAAUUUUGCAGAGCAUUCCUAUUGGCCAAUAUUCACUCAAAUUCUGGCAGUUUGUCUAACUGGCAUUUGUUUGGCUGGUGGAGUUAAAUGGAUUGAAAAAGCCAAUAUUAUUCUGGUCCCAUUACUACUCAUCAUUAUAUUAUUUAUGUUUGGUUGGUCACUUACUAGACAGUAUGCUGAAAUUGGUAUAGCGUUUCUCUUCACACCAUCAUGGAGUAGUAUUACAAGUCCUAGUUUAUGGAUUGCAGCUGCUGGUCAAAAUGCUUUUGAUACUGGUUCUGGAAUGGCUAUAAUGGCUACUUAUUCUACAUUUAUGUCAAGAGAUUCAAGAAUCGUAUCCUACAGUUUCCUUAUUCCUAUAAUUAACAACCUUGUCAGCCUAUAUGCAUCUAUAACCCUAUUCUCUACUGUAUUUUCAACAAUAAUACAAACAAAUCCUACAACUACUCGUUCAGCGAUUGUGAGAAUCAUGAAAACUGCUGGCCCUGGAAGUACAGGACUUACAUUCACAUGGAUUCCUGUAUUAUUCUCUAAAUUCGGUGUUUUGGGAAGAAUUUUAUGUGCCUUAUUCUUCUUGUGUCUUGUAUUUGCUGGACUAAGUUCUUUACUGUCCAUAACUCAAGUUGGCGUACUUGCUAUGAAAGAAUUGAAUGUUCCUCAUCGGUUAGCUGUUGCAAUUGCUUUGAUUGCUUCAGCACUCAUUGGUCUGCCGUCAGCAAUUUAUCUUGAUUUUCUUACAAAUCAGGAUAACACAUGGGGCUAUGGACUUGUUAUAUCUGGGUUCUUAUUCUGCCUACUAGUUAUCAUCUAUGGACCAAAUCGUUAUCGACACGUCCUGAUUAAUGACUUUGGUAUAAAUGACUGUAAUGUAUCAAUAUUCUGGGUUCCUUUGAUUGCAUUUUUAGUGCCUUUACAAUCGCUUGCAAUGUUAGUCUGGUGGAUAUAUGAAUGCAUCACUACAGAUCCUAAAUGGUUCCACUUAACCUGGAACUCUUUGGCAACAACAUUGUUAGAAUGGUUCAGUGUAUUGCUUAUUCUCUGGAUAUUGAAUUGGUUACUUUGUUGGACAAAUAUACUCAGUCAAGCAAUAAAACAUGCCGGUGGUUGUCAUCCAUACAAUCCAACAUCUUAUGAAAAAAACAAUGAAAUGCAAAAAGAUGAUGCUAGUAUAAACGAAUAUGAUUCGACUGACAUUAUAAUUUGUACACGAUUAUAAUUUAAGAAUAUAGCAAGGAGAAACAGAGACCUAGUGUAAUUAAUUGAAUAGUUCAAGAUAUUCGUCACUUUCAGUGUCUUCAAAGUCAACUUCUCAUUGUUUGAAAAUAUUUUCAUGAAGGUAUAUACUUGAAUAUGUGAAUAUGAUAACAAAUAGUCUAUUCCGAAUACUCUUUUUUUCAUUUACUUACCCUAUUUUUACUCUACAACAUUAUGUUAACAUCAAACUUAUUUACCUUCAUUAACGCCCACAGUUGGACAGCGAUUUCUUGUAAUAAAAUCACAAAUAAAAAUCAUUGAAUACCGUUCUUCAAAGAGGAUGGAUAUCAUCUUUUUACAGAUUGUGUACCUUAAAUUGAACAAUACUAAUUACAUAAUGAUUUAUCAUGUAAAUUUAUAUUACAGCCAGAUAUUUACU
Molecule: messenger RNA, 2247 nt
Organism: Heterobilharzia americana
Lineage: Eukaryota; Metazoa; Platyhelminthes; Trematoda; Strigeidida; Schistosomatidae
Source: the annotation of a GenBank genome assembly